UGCGAGUAAUAUCAACCGCUUUUCUCUUUUUUGUGGGUUAUAAGGGUUGCAAGGUUCACCCUCGGCAAGGAUUGCAAGGUUCACCGUCCAGAUGAGUGGGUUAUAGUUCCAGGAAACAAUCAGGAAAAGCAAUGUCUCUCUUUUUUGUGGAGUCUUGUACAGCCAACACCGCACCACACACACACACAGAGAGAGAGAGAGAGAGAGAGAGAGAGAGAGAGAGAGAGAGAGAGCAAUGUUAGUUGUUCUUAGGGUGAAAGAGAUCCUACCGAAGAAGUUGCAGACUGUAUGCGGGCUUUGGCAAAGCGUCUGAGGACCUGAGGUUCUUCACCCCGCGCUCUCUUUCGUUCGGAGCUUCUUACUCGUCACGCAGCCGCUACCAUGGCCGGUCUAGGUAGCAGCGGAGGCUCGGGGGGCUUGAUUGGAGUAGUUGAAGGGGAUCCAGACGCGGGGCUUCGAGGAGUCAGCCGCUCAGCUUCUGAAGGCGCAUUGCCAAGUGCUGUGCUCGAAGACUGCAGCUGUCGGGAAGCAGCUCUCGCUCGGACGGCCGUCCGCACCUCUAGGCGUCUGUUUCUCUCACAAGUCUCUGUCAGUGAGAGGUUGCUUCUGCCGCUGUUGAUGGUUGCUAUGUGCUGCAGUCUGGACGUGACACUCAGUGCUGCAGGAAGAGGAGGAGGAGGCGAGCUGAUCAGCACCGUUGAAGCCGCUGUUAAAGCCGAGGGCCGCUUCGGAGGACCGGACCCAUCGCCCUUCGCAGGCAAGCGUUCGAGUGAGCGCAUCCACAACAUAGUCGUGCGUCCCAACGCGUCCGGGCUGUACUACCUGGUCACUGAAAACUGUGGCAUGCAGGAGUUCUUCGGCAGUAUCUUUCUCCGAUCAAUCAUGGCAGUCAGCUUCGAAGGCAGACCGGGCAGUAUGGUAAGCCUCUCUCCGGCAGCUCAGCCAUCGCAGCCCAGUCCUCUUGUGCAGGUCAGCGUCCUCAGUUACGUGUGGCCUGUCGCCAGUCCGUCGGGCCCCCCUCCUGCUUCUGCACCUAUUGCUGGCAAUUGGACGGAACUAGAUUCGCUGGCCAACAUUUACACUGCAGCUCUGUCGUCUGACGGAAGCCAUCUGAUCAUGGGUGCCUACGCCUCUGGACUCAUAGAGAAAUCCUGGGUGGUCUCCUUGGAUGUCAUCUCUGGAGUUCGCCUCUCCACUCCAGUGAGCCUAGGAGAGAUCUCGGGCCUGGCUUUCAGUCCCAACCACACGGCUCUGUACAUGGCCGACCCGCUCAUCCCGCCCCGGGUUCUCGUGGCUGAGGUCGCUGCUUCGACUCCUCUUCUUCCUGCUUCGCUGAACACCACCGUUUUCCUUACGCUCAGUCCUCCCAACUUCACCAGGCCAGUGUUUGGCCCCUACAGCUUCGCCGCAGACGGGAGUUGCCUGUACUUCCUGGACGGCAGGCGAAACAGAGUGUGGGCGUUUCACAUAGCCUCUCGCAAACUGAUACCUCUCUACGGAAGCGGGCUACCUCUCUUGGGAACCGAGCUUCCCUUCCCCUCGGGAAGUACGGAGUCUCUGAUGGAGAUUGCCGUUACAUCGGACGGUCGAAAUGUCUUCUUCACAGACUUGGGCGGCGAGCUGCAUCUUGUCGCUCUCGACUCCGCGUGUGGCAGUCCUCUGUCCAACCAGAUCGUUGCCAGGCGGCCUACAAAGGGCAUGUGGGGCUUGGCGAUCAGUCCUGACGACAAGUACGUGUACGUAGGAACCCGGGAUGGGCGCAUAUUAAAGCUAGACUUAGGCCAGCUCCCCUAGGGGCUAGAGCCACCUUGCUUGGCUCGGCCUUGCGGUUGCCCCAAAAU
Molecule: messenger RNA, 1841 nt
Organism: Chara braunii
Lineage: Eukaryota; Viridiplantae; Streptophyta; Charophyceae; Charales; Characeae
Source: the annotation of a GenBank genome assembly